UCGUGUCACGCGAAGCUGGGAUCUGUCGGGUCGAAGCACGUGGGUUAGCUCAUGGCCGGGGGUUCCUUGCAUGGCUUUAAAGUUAGGCUGUAACUCAUUUUCUUAAUAUGAUCGUCGGUGGAAUGGCUAUACAUUGUAGACGGGUGAGAAGGUGUAGAGAUGGUCCAAACUCUCUACUAUAUCUUGUAUAAACGACAACUGCAAGUAUUCUCCCAGGUUGCCGCAUCCUCUGUUGUCCUUCUUGCGUACGCCUUUCUUCUCGGGCUUUGCGGUCUCAGUCCGACCAUCUAUCCACAUAGCAAGAGCCCGUCAAGAGCCCGUCAGGGGCUAUCGAGAAGUUCGUCCAGGGCAGCGCAAGGAAGGAAGUUUCGAAGUAUAGAGGAGGGAUCCGGCUGGGUUAUCGCAUUCGCGGGCGCAAACUAUAGUAUAAUCCAGCGUUAGCUUAGACAAAUUGGUCCCAUUCAUCGGGUCUAGACAGCAAUGCCUACCUCUGCAUAUCAAAAUAGAUCAAUCCCCUAGCA
Messenger RNA from Aspergillus heteromorphus CBS 117.55, 521 nucleotides. RefSeq lists its product as uncharacterized. The transcript has a single exon. The record is from RefSeq and is a predicted model, not a curated record. The coding region runs from base 160 to 441 and encodes 93 amino acids. Lineage: Eukaryota; Fungi; Ascomycota; Eurotiomycetes; Eurotiales; Aspergillaceae.